CCGGCCUUUAUCCACAUUGUUGAAGCGGGAUGAAGAAGAUAAGGUAGGUAUUGAAACUGAUAGCAGAAGGCGCUGGGAGUGUGAGUUGAAUCGUAAUCCAGUUUGUGUUCGUAAUGUGCUGAUCCUGAAUUUGAAACAGACGAGAUUAUGGCGCAAACUUCAGCAAUCCCACUUGCUCAUUCACUCUCCCUCAUCUCCAAUUCUCGGAACUUCAAUCCUCUUUCUAACACUCUCUCCUUCCCCAUUUCAAACCCUCAGGUUCGUGGUCUUCAAAUCAAGUGUGUACGUGUUGGAGGAGUUGAGAUACCGAACAACAAGCGAGUUCAAUACUCCCUUCAAUAUGUACACGGUAUCGGUCGCAACAAUGCUAAGAAAAUACUGUUUGAUCUAAACGUGGAGAAUAAGAUAACCAAGGACUUAUCUGAGGAAGAACUAAUAUCUAUCAGAGAUGAGGUUUCCAAGUACAUGAUUGAAGGAGAUCUGAGGCGUUUCAAUGCACUUGCCAUAAGGAGAUUGAAAGAAAUUCAGUGUUAUCGAGGGAUUCGACACAUUCAGGGGUUGCCUUGCAGAGGGCAGCGAACGAAAAACAAUUGCAGAACCUUGAAGGGUAAGAAGAUUGCUAUUGCAGGAAAGAAGAAGGCUCCUCGUUGAUGUCCGAGUAAAUCUCUUUUAAAAUCUUUGAGAUGUAUUGUUUUUUAACUCUUGAAAUUGCAUCUAAUUUCCUCAUGGGAAUAUAGUUUCUUGCAAACACUCUGUUAUGUUAUUGCUGUGCCAUAUUCUACUUCACAGAUGUGCUCACCUUCUUUGACAAAUGCUCAAUGUUCCAUAUAUGAGUGGUGUUAUCUUAACUGAUCCAUUUAGUUAUGUACGCAA
Molecule: messenger RNA, 873 nt
Organism: Cucumis sativus (cucumber)
Lineage: Eukaryota; Viridiplantae; Streptophyta; Magnoliopsida; Cucurbitales; Cucurbitaceae
Product: 30S ribosomal protein S13, chloroplastic
Exons: 3
Coding region: 148-651 (167 amino acids)
Biological process (GO): translation
Cellular component (GO): small ribosomal subunit; mitochondrion; ribosome
Molecular function (GO): RNA binding; structural constituent of ribosome
Source: RefSeq, a predicted model, not a curated record